Lagenorhynchus albirostris (white-beaked dolphin) is the source of this 1817-nucleotide messenger RNA. RefSeq names its product cholinergic receptor nicotinic alpha 2 subunit (gene CHRNA2). Gene Ontology annotation, biological process: nervous system process; monoatomic ion transmembrane transport; signal transduction. The transcript is spliced from 6 exons. Gene Ontology annotation, cellular component: synapse; postsynaptic membrane; neuron projection. Bases 16 to 1530 code for a protein of 504 amino acids. Gene Ontology annotation, molecular function: transmembrane signaling receptor activity; acetylcholine-gated monoatomic cation-selective channel activity. Lineage: Eukaryota; Metazoa; Chordata; Mammalia; Artiodactyla; Delphinidae. The record is from RefSeq and is a predicted model, not a curated record.
CCCUCCUCUGAAGCCAUGGGCCCCUCCCGCCCUGCACUCCCGUCCACGACAAAGCUCGGGCUGUGGUGGCUUCUUCUGGUCCCGGCAGCAUCCGUGCAGCAGGCCUCCCCCACCCAAGCCGAGGACCGCCUCUUCCAACACCUCUUUAGGGGCUACAACCGCUGGGCGAGGCCGGUGCCCAACACCUCGGACGUGGUGAUCGUGCACUUCGGGCUGUCCAUCGCCCAGCUCAUCGAUGUGGAUGAGAAGAACCAAAUGAUGACCACCAACGUCUGGCUAAAGCAGGAGUGGAACGACUACAAGCUGCGCUGGAACCCGGCCGAUUUCGGCAACAUCACAUCCCUCCGGGUCCCUUCGGAAAUGAUCUGGAUCCCCGACAUCGUCCUCUACAACAAUGCAGAUGGGGAGUUCGUGGUGACCCACAUGACCAAGGCCCACCUCUUCUCCUCGGGCACCGUGCACUGGGUACCGCCCGCCAUCUACAAGAGCUCCUGCAGCAUUGACGUCACCUUCUUCCCCUUCGACCAGCAGAACUGCAAGAUGAAGUUCGGCUCCUGGUCGUACGACAAGGCCAAGAUCGACCUGGUGCCGAUGCAGCAGACGGUAGACCUCAAGGACUACUGGGAGAGCGGCGAGUGGGCCAUCGUCAACGCCACGGGCACCUACAACACCAAGAAGUAUGACUGCUGCGCCGAGAUCUACCCCGACGUCACCUACUACUUCGUCAUCCGGCGCCUGCCGCUCUUCUACACCAUCAACCUCAUCACCCCCUGCCUGCUCAUCUCCUGCCUCACGGUGCUCGUCUUCCACCUGCCCUCCGAGUGCGGCGAGAAGAUCACGCUCUGCAUCUCCGUGCUGCUCUCGCUCACCGUCUUCAUGCUGCUCAUCACCGAGAUCAUCCCGUCCACCUCGCUGGUCAUCCCGCUCAUCAGCGAGUACCUGCUCUUCACCAUGAUCUUCGUCACCCUGUCCAUCGUCAUCACCGUCUUUGUCCUCAACGUGCACCACCGCUCCGCCAGCACCCACAACAUGCCCCACUGGGUGCGGGUGGCCUUUCUGGGCUGCGUGUCCCGGUGGCUUCUGAUAAGCCGGCCCCUGCCACCCUUGGAGCUCCGCGACCCCCCAGAUCUGAAGCUCUGCCCCGCCUACCGCUGGCUGGAGACCAACGUGGAUGCGGAGGGGACGGACGAGGAGAAGGAAGGCAGAUGGGCGCACGCGGGUCACUCGUCCCCCUUCACAGGCGUCCCUUACAGCCAUGGGGGUCUGCGCCCAGGGGCCUCGGGUCCCAAGGCGGAGGCCCAGUUGCCGGAGGGUGGGCCCCUGCUGUCACCUCGCAUACAGAAAGCACUGGAGGGCGUGUGCUAUAUUGCCGACCACCUGCGGGCCGAGGAUGCAGACUCCUCGGUGAAGGAAGACUGGAGGUAUGUGGCCAUGGUCAUCGAUAGGAUAUUCCUCUGGUUGUUUAUCCUUGUUUGCUUCCUGGGGACCGUCGGACUCUUUCUCCCUCCGUUCCUAGCUGGAAUGCUCUGAUGCCACAUCGCCUGCUUUGGCCCAGAUGUGGCAUAGCUGACCGUCUUUAACGGCUGCCGCCUCUGGAGUAUGCCUUCGGAGUCAACGCCAUCCAACUACAGGUGCCUUUCCAUGGCGUCCGGACACGGAAGGCUGCUUGGGAUGAUUCACUUGACAGUAUUGUACUUUGUGCUGAGAAUCUGCCGGGCACGGAGCCCUGUUUGAAUGCUGAAGAGCUGGGCCAGAAGGAACUUGCUCUGCAGAAGGUUACGACGUGGUGAUGACAACGUGAAGACGUAUAAGAUGCU